GAUUCAGUGAUACAUUUUGGCCACUUUCUAUAACCGCACCUCAAUUUUUUACACCUUGCAAUGUUUACAUCGCAAUGAACGUUACAUAACAAUGUGCGUUUCUAAGUAUUGGUGAAACAAUCCGUUUCGAUCGUGUGUCAAAAGCAUAUGUUUUCAACAUUUUGAGCGUCCAUCUACUAAAGCCGCACAGAGUGUGUUGCUUCGGUUUGUUGUUUUUUUUCUGCCGAUUUACUCAAGCAGUUAACUUCAAAAUGCCGAAAGGGAGUGUUUUAAGUGCGGAAGAAAAAAUGCUGAUUACCGUCUAUACCGAGGAAGGUGUUCGUGUUAGAGAAAUCGGACGGCGACUCACACGAUCGGAUAAAGUGAUAAGGAAUUAUUUGAAGGACCCACAAAAGUAUGCGACCGUUAAGCGAAGGCCGAGACAAUCAAAGCUGUCGGCGGAGGACAAGCGGAAUAUUGUGGAACUGGCUUCAAAUUCCGACUUAUCCCUAUCGAAAAUCAAAUCCACGAUGAAUCUACCAGUGUGCAGGGAGACGGUUCGCAAGGUUUUGCUUACCAGCUCCAACAUAGCACAAACGAGAAUAAAUAAGCCAUCAAAUUUCACUCCAGAACAGAAACAGGAAGAUCUCGAAUUCGCUAGUCUCAAUGUGUUCCAGCAACGAAAUUGUGCAUCAACGUCGUGUAACGAGUUUUAUGAUGAAUAUUCAACAAUCAAGAUCCAGUACCCAGAUCUUAGUGGCAGCAGUAGCGACGACACCACUGAAACACAGCCCAAGGGGAAAUUGUUAUCCGGACAGUCAGAAGCUCAAGCAACCGUGAAAAAACUCAACAAUCCCAGAGACAUCAUAACAGUGUCUGCCCCGGGUCCAAGAGAGCCAGAAGAUGAAUGUGAUGUAUUUGGAAGACAUGUAGCAAUGCAGCUCAGGCAGUUAUUUUCAAUUGACCGAAUUGAUGCGACCGAUGAAAUACAUACACUACUCUCUGGAUACCAUAAGAAAGCCCUCUGUGCUGACAUUGUGUAUUCACCUUCCAGCCACUGGUCCGAAUCUGCCCAAGCUCAGCAAACUUCUACACCAACAGAUUCACUGGGAAAAUGCAUAAAAUCAGAGCCUAUUUAAAUAAGAUAUACAAGAUAGACAAUACAAUGACUGUACAAAAAAAAAAACAAAUGAACAAAGCCGUUAGGAACUUGAAUAUGAAUAAUGAAGAUUACUUAUUCAGAUAAACUCUUUUAGUCUCACAAAUACAGUAUUAGGGGAAAUCAGGGAAAAAUCGACACCUCCUGAUUUUUUUCAGCUAGAAGCAAUUUUUUGAAAAUUUUCCGAUGAAAUAACCACUUGUCAUUUCUUACGUUUCGAGUCACCCCAUAGCUGCGGAAGUCGUUUUGCUGUCAACCCUUAUAACAAAACAGAACCGGUCAUCAAACAGGAGACAGUCCAUGUAAGAUUUCGCUCGAGGAAUUUAAGAGUUUAACACAUUGCGGACCGCUCACGAUAUUUCUCGUGUUUCGCGUUCCGUCUGUUACGGAUGGAUCGCGAAAUAACCAGUGUUUUCUACACUUGAAGGUUGAAUCCUUGGUUUCCCAAGAAUGUAACAAGGCCUAUAGAUGCCUCGACUUCGUCUCAUUCACAUCGAAAAAAAUGAUCUCAUUCGUGGAAUCCGAACAAAUGAAGCGUUCAAGUUUGCCCCAAAACGUGCGGUCCUUAAUAUGUUAAGUCGGAAAGAUUUUUAAAAUUCGACACUCUUAUGAGCUUAAUUCAUCGUAGAUCAUUGUUCAGUGUAGUUUGUGAAACGAUAGGUGGUGUUGUGGAGUAUAUAUAGAUAACUAGCUGACCCGGCAAAUUUCGUCCCGCCCAAAAUUUGUUUUUUUGUUAUCAAUACCUUCAAACAUUCACGUUUUCUUACUAUGAGCAAGUUCAUGGGUUCAAUUGCAGAACUGUUCAUUGAUUGACCUUCUAGUCGACCCCGUUGAAUUUACCUUUCACUAUAAAAUUCUUAGUAUUUCUAACAAAACUCAUCAUUAUAAUAUCAGAUUACUUUCAGACACAAUUCUCGUUCAAGAUUUUUCAACCACUAGCAAAAAACAUGUUUCUCCGUUACAUG
Molecule: messenger RNA, 2103 nt
Organism: Toxorhynchites rutilus septentrionalis
Lineage: Eukaryota; Metazoa; Arthropoda; Insecta; Diptera; Culicidae
Exons: 2
Coding region: 252-1118 (288 amino acids)
Molecular function (GO): DNA binding
Source: RefSeq, a predicted model, not a curated record